AUGUUCUGGAAGUUUGAGCUGCACCCGGCCUCUCACCUGGAGGCUCUGCUGGACCAGGAGGAUGUGAGCCUGAGCCAGCUGCUGGAGGAGGACGAUGUGCUGCAGGAGUGCAAGGCCCAGAACAGGAGACUGCUGCUGUUCCUCUGCAAGGACCAGUCCAUGCAGGAGCUGGUGCGGCUGAUCACCACAGAGCCGCCAGCCAGUGAGGAGGAGACCAAACGCUUCAAGUAUUCAAACAUUGCGUGCGAGCUGCUGACCUGUGACGCGGGGCUGAUCAAUGAUAAGCUGGGGAAUGAAGAGGCGCUGCUUGAGAGUCUAUACUCAUUCCUGGAGCAGCCCCCUCCCCUUAACCCCCUCCUUGCCUCCUUCUUCAGCAAGACCAUUGGCAAUCUUAUCGCACGCAAAACCGAACAGGUGAUCCACUUCUUGCGUGGCAAAGAAGGGUUUGUGUCCCUGGUGCUGAAGCACAUAGACACGUCGGCCAUGAUGGACGUGCUGCUCAGACUGAUCAGUUGCGUGGAGCCUCCUGCGCUGCGGCUGCAAACCCUCACUUGGCUGAACGAGGAGAAGCUGGCACAGCGGUUGAUUGAGCUGAUUCACCCGGAGAGAGACGAGGAGAGGCAGUCCAACGCCUCCCAGACUCUGUGCGACAUCAUCCGUCUAAGCAGAGACCAGGCCAAUCAGCUGCAGGAGCUGUCCCAGGCCGACCCGCUGCUCAUCGUGCUAGAGUCACAGAGCUCAGUGGAACAGCUGCUGCAAAACCAGUUUUCCGGAGAGAGGACCGAGAGCUGCAUCGUCAACGGGAUCCAAGUGCUGCUGACCCUGCUGGAGAUAAGGAGGCCAGUGGUGGAUGGGGUCAUGGAUGCCCAGGGCUUUGAGAGGAGUUACCUGGUGAACAGCAGCAUACUGUUGGCCAUUCAGCCACAUCUAAAACAUUUCCAUCAGCUGCUUCUAGAACCACCCAAGAAAAGUGCCAUUGUGAGCAGCCUGGGUUUGCUGGAGCCUCUGGGGAACACUCGGCUGCAUGUGGCCCGCCUGGUGGCCUCUCUGCUCUACACCAGCUCCUCCAGUCACGCUGUGGUGGCCCAGGAGCUGUGCCGCCUCAACACCAUGGACCUGCUCCUGGACCUGUUCUUCAAAUACACAUGGAACAACUUCCUUCACCUUCAGGUGGAGCUGUGUGUGGCCGCCAUUCUGAGGCCCUGUGCUCACGAGAUGAGACUGCAGCCAAUCCAAGACAAGAGCCAACCGAGCGGUGAUGAGGGCCCCCAGGAGCCCACAGCCAGGAGCCCGUUAGAGCAGACUGACACCUCUGCACACAACUUACUCAUGAGCCAUUUGUUCCAGCACUGCCGCCUGGUCCAGCGCAUUCUAGAGGCGUGGGGAGAGAAUGACAGGCUGCAGUCAGAGGGGGGCAUGAGGCGAGGGUACAUGGGCCAUCUGACCAGGAUCGCCAACACUGUGGUGCACAACGUGGAGAAGGGCCCGGUGCACACCCAGAUCAGCCAGCUCAUAGCAGAGCUGCCCGAAGACACAAGGGGGCGCUGGGACACCUUCGUGGAACACACCCUGACUGAGACCAACAGGAAGAACACUAUAGACCUGGUGGGUAGUGUGAACCCGCGGUCAUCUUCAGAGGACGACAUGGAGAGUCCUUACCCCAAAGAACUCACUUUACAACAGUCCUUCUCCGACUACCAGAUCCAGCAGAUGACGGCAGACUUUGUGGACCAGUUUGGCUUCAACGACGAGGAGUUCACUGACCAUGAUGACAACAUUGGGGCUACUUUUGAUCGCAUCGCUGAAAUCAACAUUAACAUUGAUUCAAGUCAUGACAAUAAAAACUCGUCUGUCUUUGAGGCCUGCUCUAAAGACAGAAUACAGCCCUUUGAUGACGACGAAGAAGAUAUUUGGGAGGAGAAGGAAAUCAACUAUGCAACGCAAACCAAAUCCCGGAACAGGUUUGGAGGCUGCCAGUCCACACAGAGUUCAGCAGUGACUGGGCCCACUGCACAGUCCCACAGUCCAGGGAAGAGCUCUGACUCAGAGGAAGAAGGAGGAGAGGGGGUAGGAGGGGAGACCAAGGACCUGGACCCCUUCCUCAGCCACACACACACGAACACCGCCAACAGUGGGUGGGUCGCAGACUUUGAAGAGGUGAACUCCACUGCCCCCAAUGUAGGCGAGGGAGGAGGAGGGGGAGGCUUUGGGGCCUGGGACACUGCAGCCUCAGCAUCCUCUGAAACCAGCAGUGACUCUGAGAAGGGCUGGGCCAACUUCACCGACUUCCAGCCUUUCUGUUGCAGCUCUGAAACAGGCCCAAGGUGCAGCUCUCCAGUGGACUCCAUGAACAGUGGCUCGGACGCUGUCUCAAACCAGAAUCCGUGUGUGUGGAGUGUGUGCGUUCCCAGAAAGGCUCCCUUGGUGGCCUCAGACAGCUCCUCCUCUUGCGGCUCAGAAAGUGAAGACGAGGAGGCCAAAGCUGCCGCAGAGAGGGAGGCCGCGCCCUGCCCCAGUGAGGCGGUGAAACAGGCAGAAGCCCAAAGCGCUGCAGGAGCAGAUGUACCAGUGCCCAGUACAGCACAGUCCCAUGCCUCCCUGGAAACGCAGCCUUCAGCCAACGGCCCGGCUUGA
Messenger RNA from Knipowitschia caucasica, 2634 nucleotides. NCBI's taxonomy places the organism in Eukaryota, Metazoa, Chordata, Actinopteri, Gobiiformes, Gobiidae. The record is from the annotation of a GenBank genome assembly.